AUGUCGGCGGAUCCGGAGCAAGUCGGGAAGGCUUUCCUGGAGUACUACUAUGGCCUGUUUGGCAGCAACCGUGCCGCGCUGGCCAGCCUGUACCAGGACCAGUCCUUGUUCACGUUUGAGGGCGCCAAGUGCCAGGGCCCCGCGGCCAUCGUGGCCAAGCUGACGUCACUGCCCUUCAACCAGGCCAAGGUUGCCACGAUCUCCACGGACUUCCAGCCCAGCAUCUCGGGGGGCAUCAUCGUGUUCGUCACCGGGCAAGUGCAGACGGAGGGGGAGUCCAAUGCGCUCAAGUUCAGCCAGGUGUUCCACCUGAUGCCUGUCGGCUCCAGCUUUGUCGUCACCAACGAUAUGUUCCGGCUUAACUACGGCUGA
This is a messenger RNA of Monoraphidium neglectum, 372 nucleotides long. Its product is annotated as Nuclear transport factor 2. The coding region runs from base 1 to 372 and encodes 123 amino acids. The record is from RefSeq and is a predicted model, not a curated record. Gene Ontology annotation, cellular component: nuclear pore central transport channel. The transcript has 4 exons. NCBI's taxonomy places the organism in Eukaryota, Viridiplantae, Chlorophyta, Chlorophyceae, Sphaeropleales, Selenastraceae. Gene Ontology annotation, biological process: nucleocytoplasmic transport.